CGCUCGCUCCCCCUCCACAAUUCUCGGCCAGCCGGACGAGGCUCGGGAGUCGGAGCUUAUAACUCUUAUAAUGCCUCUAAUAGGCGCGCCCCAUACCAACCAAGCAGCCCUGUUCUGCGGCGCGUCAAUGUCAUUUCCGGGUCUUCCGCCCAUUUGUUGCUUCUCCUCCGCUCUUCUGUCUGUUGAUUUGCGGCUUUGUUUCCCAAAAGUGGGCUUUGCUUGUUCAAGGCGCGCGAAGAGGGACGUCGCGCUUUACCAGAGCGUCGAUCAGGCCGUUGCUUGUUUUGACGUCUAUCCGUCUUCUCUGUCUCCUUUCCUUCUUCAUCAUUCCUCCUCGUCGUUGCCUUUGCUGCUGUCGUCAUGCCACUGGCCUUCCCCUGGACCAACGACGCCCUUCGAAACAACAAGCUCUACUCCCGGAUUGUCAUAUAACGACAGGACCUUACAGACAGAAGGUCAUUCGAGAGCGACUGGACGAGACGUGUUUAUGUCCUUACUUCCAGAUCUUUCCAUCCCCAUGGCAGCUCAUGGCAGCCGACCAUAUCAUGGGAAUCCAGGCCCUUUCCAUCCUAUUAACAGCGGUUCUUACCAUGGUGAAUACUCAUAGCUUCAUGCAAUCAGUUCCUGUAUCGUAGGUGCUCCCUCUAUGAAACGUGAACAGUACUUACAGCCAAAGCAAUCCAACCCUACAAAGGAUUCGACUUUACAUCGUCCCGGACAUAUUCGAACAUAGGCCACAGCCGUUAGCUACCAAGAGAUCCGGACAAAAGCCAAAUCCUCUCCAACCGUGGACACCUCUCAGACUCAGACCCUCAAUUUAUCCCGCAAAAGACAUUGAGCACCGGACUGGUCAAAAGCUAGGAACUUAAGAUCAUGUCAUUGAUCUAAUCUGUUUCAUGAAUAUGGCUUCUAUGGUAUCUGGUUACGUGAUCAAAGGAUGUAAGAGGUGGUCAAACAAGAAAAGGAAAGGAUAUAUGGCGCUCCACCAUUACAAAAAGAAAA
Molecule: messenger RNA, 1002 nt
Organism: Aplosporella prunicola CBS 121167
Lineage: Eukaryota; Fungi; Ascomycota; Dothideomycetes; Botryosphaeriales; Aplosporellaceae
Exons: 1
Coding region: 71-607 (178 amino acids)
Source: RefSeq, a predicted model, not a curated record